ACUUCAGUUGCUCCUCGGGCCGCAGGCGCCCCUCGCAUCCCUGACUCAGUAUGUGGCGUGUUCCCGGUCUGUUCUGUGUCCACGUUGCAAGGAAGAGCAAGUUCUCCGGACCUUGGAGCAGGCCUGCCGCCUUCAUGUCCACUCUGCUCAUCAAUCAGCCCCAAUAUGCUUGGCUGAAGGAGCUGGGGCUCCGCGAGGAAAACGACGGCGUGUAUAAUGGAAGCUGGGGAGGCCGGGGAGAGGUUAUCACCACCUAUUGUCCUGCUAACAAUGAGCCCAUUGCAAGAGUCAGACAGGCCAGCAUGGCUGACUAUGAAGAAACUGUAAAGAAAGCAAGAGAAGCAUGGAGCAUCUGGGCAGAUAUUCCUGCUCCAAAGCGAGGAGAAGUAGUGAGACAGAUUGGUGAUGCCUUGCGGGAGAAGAUCCAAGUACUAGGAAGCUUGGUGUCUUUGGAGAUGGGGAAGAUCUUGGUGGAAGGUGUGGGAGAAGUUCAGGAAUACGUGGAUGUUUGUGAUUAUGCUGUUGGCUUAUCUCGGAUGAUUGGGGGACCCAUCCUGCCUUCUGAAAGACCUGGCCAUGCUCUCAUUGAACAGUGGAAUCCUGUAGGCCUGGUCGGAGUCAUCACUGCGUUCAACUUUCCUGUGGCCGUGUACGGCUGGAACAACGCCAUUGCCAUGAUCUGUGGGAAUGCUUGCCUUUGGAAAGGAGCACCUACAACUUCCCUCAUCAGUGUGGCUGUCACAAAGAUAAUAGCCAAAGUUCUGGAGGACAACAAGCUGCCUGGUGCAGUUUGUUCCUUGACUUGCGGUGGAGCAGAUAUCGGCACAGCUAUGGCCAAGGAUGAGCGCGUGGAUCUGUUGUCCUUCACCGGGAGCACGCAGGUGGGAAAACAGGUGGCCCUAAUGGUGCAGGAGAGGUUUGGGAGAAGUUUAUUAGAACUUGGAGGAAACAAUGCCAUUAUAGCCUUUGAGGACGCGGACCUCAGCUUAGUCGUCCCCUCGGCUCUCUUCGCAGCCGUGGGGACAGCCGGCCAGAGGUGUACCACCGCGAGGCGCCUGUUCUUACAUGAAAGCAUCCAUGAUGAAGUUGUCAAUAGACUUAAAAAGGCCUACGCACAGAUCCAUGUUGGGAACCCUUGGGACUCUAACGUCCUCUAUGGGCCACUCCACACCAAACAGGCAGUAAGCAUGUUUCUUGGAGCAGUGGAAGAAGCAAAGAAAGAAGGUGGCACCGUUGUCUAUGGUGGCAAGGUUAUGGAUCGCCCUGGAAAUUACGUAGAACCAACAAUUGUGACAGGUCUUGACCAUGACGCAUCCAUCGUACACACAGAGACUUUUGCCCCGAUUCUUUAUGUCUUUAAAUUCAAGAAUGAAGAUGAGGUCUUUGCGUGGAAUAACGAAGUCAAACAGGGACUUUCAAGUAGCAUCUUUACCAAGGAUAUGGGCAGAAUCUUUCGCUGGCUUGGACCAAAAGGAUCAGAUUGUGGCAUUGUAAACGUCAACAUUCCGACGAGUGGGGCUGAGAUUGGAGGUGCAUUUGGAGGGGAGAAACACACUGGCGGGGGCAGGGAGUCGGGCAGUGACGCCUGGAAGCAGUACAUGAGAAGAUCUACUUGGUAAGAGAAGGCUUUGGGGAAGCGGUUUGGCCUUAUAAGCCUCUGGAACAUGCCUCUACACAUUUCUGCUUUCUGCUGUGUGUUUGUGUAAUUUCUCUUCAUUUUGUGUUUCUAACGUUCCACAGCUCUCUCCUCCCAGAUCAUCCACUUGGUACUAUUAUUUUCCUAACUGUCUUGGGCAAGUGCCCAGCGCCUGACUGUGGAACCAGUGGUUUCUGUCUAGGGACAGCACCGUAGCAAGAUACUUGGUGUCAGCCAGCAGGAUAAAGUGGAAGAGGCUGUCCUUUGAGUUUUUUCGUUGGGUGCAGUCAACCCACCCCUGCAGUCUAUCAGGGUAGAAGGAAUGGAGCUGGGCAGGCUGCCUGCAGGCCUGGCUAGUGAGUGGGGGGUGGAUUCUGCUCUCUGGGAAUAGCGAACAUGAGCCUUGAAAGUAGAAGCAGGUUCACCCAGGACAAGGGUAGCUGGUGAGGGAACGUGUUGCUGGGAGAUUUCGAUUAAGAGUUUUUACUUGUUUUCUAUUUUCCCUCCCCUUUAAAUAGAAAUCGCUUUAUCCAAGUGCAGUAAGAUGGUAUGUAAGGCCCGUGUGGUGUUAGGUGUCAGAGGAGCACGGGUGAGGACCCAGGACACUGUCUUGGUCUCAUUUGCUGUUUCUUAACUGGCUCUAGAACCUGCCCAGGUGAGGAACCAGGACACUGUCUUGGUCUCAUUUGCUGUUUCUUAACUGGCUCUAGGACCUCAGGAGGAGCAGGUUGGGGGUUCUCCAGCAACUUCAUGUAGGUCAGGAAAUUUUUUUUUCCGCUCCAGCCUUUCUGAGGUAUAUUAUUGACAAAAUCGCAAUAUAUUUUAAAAAGUAUAACAUGAUGAUUCACAUAUGCCUACAUUGUGAAAAGAUUCCCACAGUCAAGUUAGCACAGCCUUAACCUCAUCACGGCAUUGUGUGUGUGCGCACGUGCAUGCGUGCUUAAGAUCUAUUCUUAGCAAAUUUUUGAAGGUAUGCCAGGAGUUUCUGAGGCGCUUUGGCUAUGGCUUGUUUAGACAUACGAUGGCUUGUUUAGACACACGCACCCUCUUUGCCUGAUUCCCUUUUGUUGAAGACAGUUGUUCCUUAUAUUUGUCUUGUGUACAUGGGAUCUAGGGGACCAAGCAUGUAUUAAUAGCUGCGGCCUUUUUGGAACCCAUUUAAUGGGGACACUGUGUUAGGAGUAAAGCCAGAUGGCUAAAAGGGAACCUUUUAUUUUCUAAAUUAUUGUAGUUCCUUAUUCUAUUUCUAUCAAAUGUGAAUCCCUGUGUUUUUCCUACUAAUUCACUGCAUGUUAUUGAGAGACAUAAAGAUGAUGAAGUUAUAGUCUCCAUAUUCUUUACACCCUGAAAACCACGACUAACACAUAUGCUGUGUGUCUUUUCAGACUUUUGUGUUUCUCCUUUUUUUUUCUUUUAUA
This is a messenger RNA of Odocoileus virginianus texanus, 3054 nucleotides long. NCBI's taxonomy places the organism in Eukaryota, Metazoa, Chordata, Mammalia, Artiodactyla, Cervidae. The record is from RefSeq and is a predicted model, not a curated record.